Messenger RNA from Saccostrea cuccullata (small rock oyster), 2327 nucleotides. Its product is annotated as TRAF-type zinc finger domain-containing protein 1-like. Gene Ontology annotation, molecular function: zinc ion binding. Gene Ontology annotation, cellular component: mitochondrion. The coding region runs from base 109 to 1995 and encodes 628 amino acids. The transcript is spliced from 10 exons. Lineage: Eukaryota; Metazoa; Mollusca; Bivalvia; Ostreida; Ostreidae. The record is from RefSeq and is a predicted model, not a curated record.
GCAUUUCAUUAGAAAAACUUUUUGCGAACACGCGAGUUUCAAAUCUGUUUUCUUCGAAUUUACCUGGAAACGAAACUAGACAGGACACUCUUAGCCAAGUCCACAAAUAUGAGUGACAAUGAUGAGGACACGACUCUCUGCAAAAACUGUCGAAGACAGAUUGCUACAUCAAAUUUUGUAUUGCAUGAAAUGCACUGCAAAAGAAAUAUUUCCCUCUGUGAACAUUGCAAUGAGCCGAUUCCUAGAGCAGAAAUGGAAGUUCACUUCGAGGAGAACCAUGCCAAAAUACCUUGUCCCAAGUGUAACAAAGAAGUGGAGAAACAGCAUUUGGAAAUUCAUGAGGAACAAGAAUGUCUCAAAAGACCAAUCAAGUGUGUUUACUGUGAAAUGGACGUGGCUAAGGGAGAGUUAGAGGAACACCAGGGAUACUGUGGAACCCGCACAGAGAACUGUAUACGAUGUGGACAGUUUAUAAUGGUGAAAGACAUGGCUCAGCAUGAGGAGUCCAGGUGUAACUACCGAGAAAUCCAACCCAAGAACAACAAUAACACACCGGUGGAUAUUCCCCAUCUCCCCAGUAAUGGAUCAGUUACAUCAAACAGGAGAGCAGCCCCUCCAGUGGUGGAUGACUCAGAUGAUUUCUUGUUUGGAUCAGGUGAAUUAAAUUCCUUCCAGAUGGAUGAGAUCCAGAGAUUACUGGGAGUGAAUGGGAUGGGACCCUCACAUCAGACAAGGGUGACUCCCCCCACUCGGACUACCGCCCGGGGAGGGACCCAGGCUGUCAGCAGUAAGAGUAAGAAAAAGGAGGUCAACUUAGAGAGGAGGAAUGGAAAUGGAGAAGUCGGUCAUAACCAGAACCAUCAUGUCCAUGACCAAACUUUUUUGCCCUGUGAAUUUUGUGGAGAAGCAUUUCCCAUUGAUGUGCUUGUUUUACAUCAGGGUUCCUGUACAGAGGACCAAUUGAGCUCACUAAUGGCAGACACAAAUCUCAGAGAGGAAUCUGACAACAGAACAAACUACCCCAUUUAUCCCAUUCAAAGACCUCUCCCUAACGUCAUCGAUAACCUCCAUAGUUACAUGGAUGAUUCUGAUCCCACAGGGUUUAUUAAUGACGUCAGCCCAGUAGAACCACAUGAUGACCUGAUGCUUCCAUGUGAAUUCUGUGAUGAACUAUUCCCACAAGAUGUUCUUGUUCAACACCAGGCAGUUUGUGAUUCUGAUGCAUUAAAAACUCCAAGAGUGAUGUCCCCUGUAGUAAGAAGCACAGGUGCCAACCUUAAAAGAGUCUCAAACACACCCAGGAACAAACCACAACAUACUCCAAAUAUCAAUUCAAUUAUUUACGGCAGAGAUCAUAAUGCAACCCCUCCUGGACCCCACUCGCGAGACCUGGAUCACACGCUGCGGAAAUAUGGAAGUUCCUCUUUUGAUGUGUAUGGUUCAAGAGGUCAACAUCGAACAAGUGAAAGUGAAAAUGUCUCUCCUCCGUCCCCUAGGAGGUCUACUUCUAGGACCUCCGUGAGCAGUGCUGCUCGCACCAGAAAGACAUUAGGUAGCCUGCUCAGUGAUAAUGACUCUCCCCUCCCCUCAUCCAGGCAGGCAGGUAUACGCAGGACAGGGGAUUCAAGGGAGGCUACUGGGUCCUUUGUUGGGAUCCCAAGCACAAGAAAGAACAAUGUGAAUUUAAAUAAUCUUGCCAAACAGUCUGCAUACUCUUCUGUUAGUUCUAGUCGAGGACCUGGUGCUGUAUCUAAAAGAAAUGAUGCAAAGAAAACAAACACAGGGGCCAGUCGACGAGACUAUCUUGACCCAGACUUAGAAGUCGGUAACCUACGUCCAACAAGUUAUUCCAGGUCACAGAGGAACUCAGAUGGUCAGUACCUACCAUCCACUCCCGGUCAGUCUAACACAAGACAGAGGGACAGAACAUUUGACUACGGUGGGGAAAGGACAACCAAAAAUAGAAAUCCAACAAAAAGAAGAGACCAGUAUUAAAACGAAAGACUACUUUUGAAUUUUGAACUUCACGCUUAUUCAUUUUUGAAGUAAUAUAAAAUAUCUAAUUUCUGCUUCAUAGUUGUGACCCUUUCGUUAGUAUUCUUAGGAAAGAGGUGCAUUUUUAAUUUAAAUCACUGUAGAUUCUGCCUUGUGGAUCAAGAGCUACCAUAGCUGAUUUAAAAGUUCUUUAAUUAGGCAUUGAUUUUUCUUUACUGGGUUUUCACUGCUAGUUUUUUUGUUAUGAAGUGCAGGAAAAGCAUGAUUUUUGAUAUACAAGUAAUGUAAUGUAUAUAUAAAUUUUGUAAGUCAGGUGACAUUGUAUUUUUUUU